Messenger RNA from Didymosphaeria variabile, 1548 nucleotides. RefSeq lists its product as uncharacterized. The record is from RefSeq and is a predicted model, not a curated record. Gene Ontology annotation, biological process: triglyceride biosynthetic process. Gene Ontology annotation, molecular function: diacylglycerol O-acyltransferase activity. Gene Ontology annotation, cellular component: endoplasmic reticulum membrane. Bases 1 to 1548 code for a protein of 515 amino acids. Lineage: Eukaryota; Fungi; Ascomycota; Dothideomycetes; Pleosporales; Didymosphaeriaceae. The transcript is spliced from 3 exons.
AUGGCAACAAUAGUGAAUACUGCCACCUCGACCGCCAUGGAAAGGUCUGAUGGCACUCACUCCGCCAUGCCAUCGCUAUCGUACAACGGGAAGACCACGGAACAAACGGUCAACAGCUCGCCUCAGAAGAUGAAGAAGACAAAGUAUCGUCAUGUCUUUGCAACCCAUUCGCAGAGCCGGCAGUCAUGCCUCACUCACGGUGCACCUCAAUCACCAAGCUUCGUCGGAUUUCGCAACCUGAUGAUACUCGUCCUCGUCUUUUCUAACCUUAGACUAAUGAUUGAGAACUUCCGUAAAUAUGGCGUCCUCAUCUGCAUCUCAUGCCACGACUAUAGUCGCCAGGACGUCAUAUACGGCCUCGCACUCUACUUCUCUAUUCCCUGUCAGCUAUUUCUCGCAUACCUUAUCGAGCUCGUUGCCGCACAACAAGCGAAGAGCGCCCUGGCGCGAAUGAAACGAGCCGGCGAGGAACACAACACUCGUGAGAAUCAGGCGGCUGCUCGGCGCAGAUUCAAGAAGAUAUGGAGGAUCGUCGCCUUCUGUCACGGCAUGCACGCCACAUUCAAUCUCUGGAUUUCGUCCUACAUUGUCUAUUACCACAUCCACCAUCCGGGGAUAGGCACUCUCUGCGAGCUGCACGCGGUGGUGGUGUGGCUCAAGGCUUGCUCGUAUGCCUUCACCAACCGUGAUCUACGACAUGCCCUCUUGCACCCAAAUGAGGCUGAGCCGCUGCCCGAGAUCUACGCCAGCUGCCCCUACCCUAGGAACAUCAGUUUCUCGAAUCUUUGCUACUUUUGGUGGGCUCCAACGCUCGUUUACCAACCUGCCUACCCCCGCACUGACCGAAUCCGCUGGGGAUAUGUCGCAAUGCGUGCUCUCGAAGUGUUUGGUCUCAGCAUCGCCAUCUGGAUCGCGUCCGCUCAAUAUGCCGCACCCCUACUACAGAAUUCGCUUGACAAGAUGGCCAGCCUCGACUUUACCUCGAUCCUGGAGCGCGUCAUGAAACUCUCCACCAUCUCUCUGUUCUGCUGGCUUUGCGGGUUCUUUGCCCUCUUCCAGUCUUCGAUGAACGGCCUCGCCGAGAUAAUGCGCUUUGCGGACCGCGAGUUCUACGAAGAAUGGUGGAACGUUAGCAGCGUGAGGGAGUACUGGACGACGUGGAACAAGCCAGUGACGAACUUCAUGCGCCGCCACAUAUACAGUCCGCUCGUUGGCCGUGGGAUGCCACCAUCGCUCGCGCAGAUCGUCGUCUUCUUCAUUUCUGCGGUUUUGCAUGAGCUGCUUGUCGGCAUCCCGACCCACAAUGUUCUCGGCGUCGCUUUCAUGGGCAUGAUGUUCCAGAUCCCCCUCAUCGUCUUCACCGAUAUGCUUAAGAAGGUCAAGGGCAUCCGCGGUGAAGUGGCAGGCAACAUGAUCUUUUGGGUCAGCUUCUGCCUCGUGGGACAACCGCUCGGCGCACUACUAUACUUCUUUGCUUGGCAUGCGAAAUAUGGUAGUGUCUCCAAGCAGUUCCCUCAGAGCCCUGCAUUGCAUCUUGUCGGACGCUGA